GUACAUAUUGUACUUAACGUCCGUGGCAGGCCUUCGGUAAAGGAGUCGUCGCCCUUCAGAAGGAGCACAGUCAGUUCUAGCUCUACUCGGAUAUAUCUUGCUGACUCGUACUGCGAUCGACGACAAUCAAUGCUCUUGGUUUAGCUCUAGCUCUAAGGUCAUGGAUCCAGGAAUCUCAGCGUCCAUGGGAAUUCAUUCCACCAAAUAGGUUGCCGGAUCAUUUGUAAGGUCCUUUGAAAGUUAGUGGGUGAUGCGGCGGCUUGGUAUUUGCCGAAUGGCAUUGCAGUGCUGCCCUUUUUAAGUAGGUGCUCUUUCUUCCUCACAGUGCAGGUUCGACGUCGUCGACGGCGCCGUGGAUUGUAUAUUCGCCGUUGCCUUAUGACUGAGUUAGUACCUGUAUUUGACAACACCCAGUUGGUUCGUUUACAGGCCUCUCGGUAUGUUAGCGCGGCUGGCUUAGUGGUUUUACUUUACGAUCAUCUUCUUACUUUUGGCGAUGAAGUGAGUUUGAUAUGGCCCGCCAAAUUCUCUCUGCCAAAGGUCCUAUUCCUCUUCAAUCGAUAUGUUGUCCCUAUAGCAAUGAUAAUAGAAACAAAUGGCUUCAGUGGUGUAGCAACUCCUCUUCUGACAGACAAGGUUUGCCAAGGCUGGACAAGUGCUAUAACGUUCAUUGGCAUGAUUUCAAUAGCAUCAGGGAACUUGCUUGUCUUAUUGCGACUUUGGGUUCUUUGGGAACGCAGUUUCUUUCUCAUUUGUUGGACGCUUGGUGGUUUCGUGGUCGCGCAGCUGGCAUCCAUUGCUUUGACGACAUAUACCGUCUUAAAUAUGAUUCCUGAACUUUCGUAUAACACUGACUUGCAUGCUUGUUUGUUUAGAGCAAAAAUCAAUUUCGCUGUAUUAUGGAUCCCGGGUGUUGGUUUAAACGAUGUUAUUUCUUUUACUGUUUAUUGAUUUCUUCAGCUGUAGAUCGCGUUUGAGGUCAUGAUAUUCUUGACCACAGUUUGGAACGCUUUUGAUCGUCCUCGUUCGGACGAGUCUCAGAUGAGCAGAGUUCUGUACCGUGACGGCUGUGUCUACUUUCUGGUUUUAUUUGGUAAGAAUCCAUAAUUUUUGUCUUGUUUAUUCGCGCCAUUUACAAAAUUCAGCGUUACGAAUUAUUAAUCUAGUCCUUGCAAUUACCGCUCCGCUAUCGUUGAUAUUUCUUGGUGUUUUUUUCAUUUGGUGUGCAACGAACGUCACCGUCACUCGACUUAUUCUCAAUCUUCGCCGACUGUCAUCGCCUGGAGAUACUGAGAUCAGUGGUUCUCCAGAUAUUCCAGAUAACCCGGCUGGCGCCAAUAGCAUCGUGUCCCAGGAGUAUGAGUUACAGCCAAAAGGCUCGCAAUCACCGAUAACAAAAUCCGCUUUUACGUGCUGAUCGCGAAUGGGAAAUAAUGCGCUCCGGUAAAUGUUGCCUUGAAAAGCUUUCUACUUGUAAAAUACUAGACGCCACACAUUCCUUGUAUUCUUGUACUUUACCUAUUUACAUGUGAUCAGCGACUAUAUGGAAGCUCCAUUGGUCGCUUGCAAUGGUCCUUGGUUGUGAAGUACAUAACGAUGGAAGCCUUUCUGGAUCAUGAAUGGAAAACGGAGCUGUCAAAUCGAUUCUCAGUAGAAACCGCUGUCAAUCUCAGUCCACCGCAAGAUAAAGUACCAAGGCUUAGUCCAGAAGUCAUCACAUUUCUUGAAGAACGGAAUAUUAACCCGGAUGAGCUGCUGAAGCAGCCUAUUGUGUGUCCUCCACCAGUUGACGAUUCCUUUCCUUGGAAACAAUACUUCGUGUCCUCUUCUCAUAACACCUAUCUCUUGUCUUGGCAAGUGCUCGGCCGAGCCUCCGCUGCCUCAUACACGCAUGUUAUCUCCGAACACGGUCGUUGUGUCGAAAUCGAUGUUUGGUGGUCAUCUGCCAAUGGCGCUAUUGUCACACAUGGACAUACAUUAAGCAAGAGCGUGUCAUUCAAGAGCGUAUGUGUUGCCAUCGGAGACGUAGUACGGGAAGGUGACUGGCCUCUCCUGGUGAGCCUGGAAUGUCAUGUGCCAGUAGCAAAUCAAGGGGAGUUGGUAGAUAUCAUGCAAGCUGCCUGGGGAGAGAAGUUAGUCCAAAAAGAGAGGGAAGAUCUGGAUGAUGAUACUAUCUCUCCUAAAGACCUGAGAGGGAAAAUAAUUCUUAUGGUAGAAUACUACCACGACGUAUCGGGCAUAGAAGAGCUUCAAGAAUCGCCGCGCGAUGACUUGUGUGAGGAGCCAUAUGAUGAAAUUGACAAUGACCUUAUCGUUGAAAAGAGUGAAAGCGGGCGUUCUAAAAUUGCGGAUUCUCUUGCCGCGCUUGGCUUCUACGCUCGCAGUAUGAAACCAGCCAAAGGCUGGGUAGUUGAGCAUUUUCCCAGCCCUCCUUUCCCCCGGAAUAUCCUCAUCAACAUCAGCGAGCCAUCUUUGUUAUCGUUGAUACCUAACUCUUUCACACAUCUCAUCGAGCACGCCCGAUAUCAUUUCCGUCGCAUUUACCCGCGUGGAAUUCGUCUCAGCUCGAGUAACUUCGAUCCACUUAAGUUUUGGCGUAAUGGGUCGCAGAUUGCUUGCCUCAACUGGCAGCAUUUUGACAGGGGGAUGCAAAUAAAUGAAGCUAUGUUCGUUGGCACUGAAGGUUGGGUGCUAAAGCCCGCUCCGCUACUGGGCAUGGGAGAGCAUAUGAACUCGCGAUUGAAAUUGACCGUGGAGAUUAUAGGAGUUAGCUCCUUGUCGCCACCAAAUGGCCAUCAUGAUUUUACAGCGUAUGUUCAAGCACAGCUAUUCCAUUCUGCAGGAGAUCAGGAAUGGCGCUCCGAACACGUAAAGUGCAAAGAUGUUUCGGAUGCUGGAGCUGAUGUAAUGUUUAAUGGACGGUUUGAGUGGGAGUUUGAAUCUGACGAUAUGGCCUUUAUCAGGCUUCUCGUGUUUCGGCACGAGUUUAUACGAUCGGAGAGGCUCGCCGUAUUUUGUGCUCGCGUAAUUCAUCUGCAGCAAGGAUGGAAAUUUAUCAGGCUAUUGAACAUGAAAGGAAAAAACAACGGUGCCACCGUUUUGGUAAGAUUUGCGAUCUCCGUGGUAGAUUAGGAAUCGAAAACCAAACUCCUCAGACUCAGAUUACAUUUAUAGCAUACUCAAAAAUACUGAUAACACUAGAGUGGGCAUGUAUUGUAAGAACGAGAUAACUAUUGCGCAAUUGGGUAUCACUAGGACUGGGUUCUUGCAGUUAUCAGGAUUGGAUAUUACUUGAUUUCAGCAAGGCUCCCUCCCGCUGCCCUCUCUACACCUUUUAGCAUCGCUAUUAGUUUUUUCUCAGCACUGUCGUUUCCGCCCCUAUCUCGUCCUCGUCCACGAGCGGGGCCGGCAUUUUCAUCUUCAUCAUCUUCGUCGUCAUCGCCUCUCGUACGCUCGACCAUAAACUCUGCAACAAAGUUUGCGACAGCCUUUUCUCCGAUUUCACUAUGUGCACGGUUACCCCAACGCCACUCCCAGGUACCUUCUUCCAUGGAUGCCUGAGUCGUUACAGGAGCUCUGCCGCGUUUCCCCCCAACAGGCCCUCUAUUAUCGUCGAGGCGGAUGUGAUCCAGAUAACCCUGACGAACAAGUUGACUCAGAUAGGUAUCAACGGGAAGGCACUUGUGCGUCGAUUGACUGCUCAUUUCAACGGUGCCGGAUUGCGGUAGUCGUAGUCGUUUGAGGUUUCCUCGAAGAUCCAUAUCGUUCAUGGAUCUCCCAUUAACAAGGACGAGAGCAAGCACAACGUGCAGUACGCCCAGAGCACCUAGUUGAUCUGCAGUGCUCCAAGAAAUGAUACUCCCGUACCUUACGGCUAUUUCAUCAUCUUCGACAUCACCGACAUCAUCUUGUUCUGCAUUGUAUAUUAGAUCAUCCGUCAAAGCGGCAUGCUCUAUAAUAACAGGGUCAAGCGUGGAACGCAGAAUGUAGGUUUUGGAGCCUGCAGCAGCGCUUUUUUCUUUACUCCGGUGGCAUUGCGAGCUUCCUGAAGAUCGGUAACUGCGACAUUAUCUUGUUCACGGUAGCUACGCGAUUGUAACUCAACGAGUUCCAUA
Serpula lacrymans var. lacrymans S7.9 is the source of this 4115-nucleotide messenger RNA. RefSeq lists its product as uncharacterized. NCBI's taxonomy places the organism in Eukaryota, Fungi, Basidiomycota, Agaricomycetes, Boletales, Serpulaceae. The record is from RefSeq and is a predicted model, not a curated record. Gene Ontology annotation, biological process: lipid metabolic process; phosphatidylinositol-mediated signaling. Bases 1597 to 3132 code for a protein of 511 amino acids. Gene Ontology annotation, molecular function: phosphatidylinositol-4,5-bisphosphate phospholipase C activity. The transcript is spliced from 19 exons.